AUGGAUCGAACAGAGGAGUAUAGAAGAAACAGCCUGGGCAACAGCAGCACGCACUCUUUUGUAAGUAAUAAAAUAGAUAAUAACACUAAUACAUUCUUAAACAUAGCCAAAGACCUAAGAGUGUCUUUAAACACUUGUUACUCUGCACUGGCAGGAAAAAGAGGAGACUAUUUGGAAGUUGAAAAAACAGUCAAAGAGCUGUCGAAGGAGAGCAAUAGAGUGAUAGAGCUGCUGCAGAGUCUGGACGAAGUCAGCAAGUUCCUAGAAGGGGUUAUAGCAAACAUACGAACAGCAGUGAAGAAAACAGAAAUAAAACUAGAGGAAAGAAAAAGCAAAAAACUUCGGCCAUCGCUAAACAUUGCGCUGGAGCCAGAAAGAUCAACGCCAACCGUAAAAACAAAGCCCGUUAUGAUGCAGAUACUGCAGGAAGAGAACGUGCGAAUACUGGAAAGAGUCAGGUGCACAGAGCGGGAGAUAGUCCAAAUCAGAAGAAAAGUGUCGGAGAUCGACAUACUUCAGAAGCUGAUAACACAGGAGCUGUACAUCCAGGACGAAAGAAUAGACAUAAUACUGCACAACACGUCAGCUGCAUCAGUGGACGUAAAAAUAAGCAGAACCUACAUAAAGAAUGCAGGAGAAAAGAAGAAAGUGGCAAAGAGAUUUAUAUCGUUGUUUAUUAUGAUAUUGUCUAUUGUUCUUUUGAUACUGCACUAUCUAAAUAAAUAA
Messenger RNA from Nematocida minor, 726 nucleotides. RefSeq lists its product as uncharacterized. The record is from RefSeq and is a predicted model, not a curated record. Gene Ontology annotation, cellular component: endoplasmic reticulum; SNARE complex. The transcript has a single exon. Gene Ontology annotation, biological process: retrograde vesicle-mediated transport, Golgi to endoplasmic reticulum. Lineage: Eukaryota; Fungi; Microsporidia. The coding region runs from base 1 to 726 and encodes 241 amino acids.